Molecule: messenger RNA, 2163 nt
Organism: Didymodactylos carnosus
Lineage: Eukaryota; Metazoa; Rotifera; Eurotatoria; Philodinida; Philodinidae
Source: the annotation of a GenBank genome assembly
AUUCAACUUAGUAAAAAAACACCUGUUCUUAAAAAUGAAGAAAAAAGAAAAAACAUAUUUACACUUUCAAAAUACAUCUUCACAUAGUCUCUACCUCCUUCCUUCUUCUUCAUCUUCACAAAUACUUUCAACUACUAUCACUAUUUUCAACGGCACAUGAGAUUUCGCCAGUUGGCGAAACGGCACACGACAUUUCGCCAGUUGGCGAAACGGCACAUGACAUUUCGCCAUGGCGAAUUGUCUUUUGGCGAAUCGUCUUUUGGCGAAACGAUUUUUUACCGAUAUGAUUAAUGUUAACCGCUAGGCGUGAUUAUAAGAGCGAAAAAAUCUAAAAGCAUAUUUUUGUUAAUAAGUUUUCGAUAAACCCUUUUUGGAAAACCUCAGGGUUUUUCUACAAUUUAUUUCGAAAUCUCCUAUAAACAGGAUAUAGAAUAGCUUAAGUACUCUACAUUCUGAAGUUUUGAGCCUGUUCUGAUGUUUCUUGAGUGAAUAGUGAAUUUUUUAAUAUUAGGCGAAAACAGCCUGAAAACCCUAAUUUUCGUAAAACUGGCUUUUCGAGAGAUUCUUAAAACUUUUUCUAAAAACAAAUAUUACCGAGAGACUCAGCAUGGUCGAUUACCCAUAUUCCAUCCGUUUUUAAGGCUACCAAGAGUCACCUGGUGCCAGUCCUGGGACUCGUCGGAAAUCCGAUAGAACGCCCAAAUCGAACAAAAUCAAGGUCUCACUUUACCUCUCUGGGGUGUUUUGAAGAGAACACCCCAUGCUAUCAGCGCAUGAAAAAAAGCCAAUACAUUGCAAUGUGAAUUUCGGCAAAUCCAAGCUAGUUUUUCAAAGAUUUUCUGAAAAACUCGGCUCAGAAGUUUUUCCAAAAUUCGCUUUAGCUCAAAGGAAUAUGUGGUCAGGUAUCUAGUUUUUAAAAAUGAAAAUCGCAAGUCUCUGUCUAUGUUAUUCAAAAAACAUCCACGUGCCUUGACUUCUGGAACUGAUAAUAGUAAGCUAUUCAUAUUUAUAUUGUUUCUUAAAAAUACUUUUCCCUUAUGAUAUUUUGCUCUAAAUUUGGCAAUAUCAAUGACAAGUCGAACAGAAAGAAGUUAAGUUUUUACAGUUUUUCCACGUGUUCAAGUCAGUCUUUGAAACAACUUCAGAAUGACCGAUAAUAGUAAGAGAAAAAAACACAAAAUAAACAAACUGAUUCGGUACUCAAAUCCUAGUUUGUUUUAAUAUUUACGCUAACCAUCGUUUCUCAAUGUUUUAAAUUGUGUCUGUAAACAAAAGUGAGAUGAUAUUUUUCACCAAUUGUUCAUAGUGACUCUCUAGAUGAUUUUAAUAACUCUUUCCUUCAUCUGCUCAAAAUAAGACUAUAGCAAAGUUUAAGUUAUUUUGAAUGACAGCGAUGAUAUUUUCUUCUCAUCGUGUUUAGAUAUUAGUGUAGGUUAUUUCUAUUUGAAAGUCAAAGAAUAUAUGAAAAAAUUGAAUUUAUUUAAAUUGAUUCCACCAGCUGAUGAUGAACAUGAAAUAAAGAAUGAAUCAGUAUCUACACAUUUAUUUAUUUUAUUAUUGUUUAUAUCUGUUGUUAUACUGUUUUCAUAUACAUCAUUAAGUAAUGUAACACAAACUGGAACGAUUAAACAACCAAAUACUGAACAAUAUUUAGACUUGUAUGACAAAUAUCCUCACAUCUUAUCUGGUACUUUUUCUGGUUACGGUAGUCGAUCAUUCGAAAUGUUGUCCUCACUUUGUCAAUUAAUUAAUUCUGCUAUUAAUAAUGAACUAAACAUAUUUGAUUCAAAUGUUUAUGUUAGUUCAACGGUGGCAUCAAAAAAUUUAGUUGAAACACAAAUUAAUUCAUCGAUUAAUUUGUUUAUAAUGACAACAGCGAAUCAAUUUACAACGUCAUUAGAAAUAAUACGUGAUAUAACAAAUGGUAAUGCGCUCGUAUCAGGUGAAUGGACAAACUUUAAUUUUUGGUACGAUACUUCGCUUCAAAUGACAACGGCAUUCUCAUCGGCAUAUUCUAUUGUUGAUGGUGAACCUUGUCUUUGUUCAUCUUCUGUGUUAUGUAAAGAUGACUGUCAACUUUUCAAUUUUAUCACAGAGGAAAUACUAUAUCUUAUACCCGGAUUUUAUCAUGGUUGUUUUGUUGUUCAAACAUUAUUACAAUAG